AUGGAUUUGCCUGAUUUUCAAAUAAUUUCAAAACACGAUACCGAAUGGGAACUAGAAGAUUUGGAUUUAAUUCAAACUCAACAGUUGGUUUUUAGUGACAAUAACAAUAGAUUUUCAAAUCCAGUUUCAACCACAGAGUUUGAAAAGCGCAUAAGUGACAGAAUACCAGCAAAAACUAAAAGUUCUACAAACUGGAGUGUAAAUGUUUGGCAAACAUGGGCUGAAAAUAGAAACUGUAAUCCUAUAACUGCUACUGAACACUAUACAUGUGUUCCGGUUGAGAUACAAUCUGCAGAUUUACCGCAGAUUGACUUUUGGAUGUCUAGGUUUAUAAUGGAAUGCAGGCGCGAGGAUGGGUCGCCAUAUCCACCUAAUACACUCAUGAACUUGACAAAUGGACUACAGCGUUACCUAAGAGAGAAUGGUCGUCCUGAAAUAUUUUUUUUGCCAAAAAAUACCUCCACGUUUUCGACGUUUCAGAAGGCAUUAGAUGCAAGAAUGAAAGAAUUAACACAUGAUGGUAUUGGAAUUCAUAAGAAGAGGGCAGACCCCGUAUCUAUUGAUGAUGAAAAGAUCUUAUGGGAGAAAGGAAUUUUUAGCAUGACGACAUCUGAGGGUCUAAGUUUUGCAGUGUUUUAUUACAAUUGUAAACUGUUCGGUUUCCGAGGAAUGGAUGAGCACAGAGAUUUAGAUGUCUCACAGUACAAAAUUCUUAUUGAUUAUACGCAAAACAAACGCUGUUUGAAAUUUUUCGGGAGGGUAUCCAAAAAUGUGCAAGGGGGAAUCAACCACCGCAAAAUUGAACCAAAGCAAAUAACCCACUGGGAAGAUACUUCAAACCCAAGAGACAUUGUUAAACUGUUUAGCACAUAUUUGAAAUAUGUUCCGAGUGAAGGGCCAUUUUACAGAAGGCCAAUCGGGAAAAUGAGUUUGAAAAACGAGGGAACUAAAUUUUCUGCCCAAGUCAUUGGCGUCAAUAAACUGUCUACAUACAUUAAACUUAUGUUUGAUAAAGCAGGAAUAGACUGUUCAAACCGCAAUAUUUCAAACCAUUCAGGAAAGGUUUCGUGUGUGACAACCCUAUACAAUAGUGGUUUUGAUGAUUCGGCCGUAAAAUCACGCAGUGGUCAUCGUAGUAACGCAGUAGAGACAUACAAAAGACAGAGCACAGAAAUGAGCAGAAAUAUAAGUAACGCAUUACAACCCCCUCGCCCAACUGUAUCUGAUGACAAGGAAAAUAUACCGACAAUUAGCAAUGUAUCUUGUUCGCGCCCGACGGACCAAAAAGUGCAGUCCAACAAUGAUGAAAACGAAUUGAUCAUUCAUGUACCCAAGAGCGUAAAGCGUUUGAAAGUUGUCUCUUUCGAUGGCAAGGUUAUGUCAUUUGACAUGUAA
Mytilus trossulus (common blue mussel) is the source of this 1395-nucleotide messenger RNA. RefSeq lists its product as uncharacterized. Bases 1 to 1395 code for a protein of 464 amino acids. Gene Ontology annotation, molecular function: DNA binding. Lineage: Eukaryota; Metazoa; Mollusca; Bivalvia; Mytilida; Mytilidae. Gene Ontology annotation, biological process: DNA integration; DNA recombination. The record is from RefSeq and is a predicted model, not a curated record. The transcript has 2 exons.